CUCAAGAUGGCGGCGCUUUUUGGCUGUGUUGAUCAUUGGGGAGAGAUUGACCCUCCACUGCCCAAAACACCAGGUCUCCUCAUCGAAAUAACAGAACCGAAAGCAGCAGAAUAUGAAGUACCAAGAUUACACCAACCUUCCUCAGAACACUUUCCACCUAAAGACGAAUUGCCUGCAAAGUUUAUGGCAUCUGUUAAGCCCCCACUUGACAAACACUCACAGAACCUAACACUACACUGUAUUGAGCUACAACAUCACAAAAGACGCAUGCGGCUUAUGUUGAUGGCAGCACAACAUCAACAUGGAGAAGGAGGGAAAUCAGAGGGUGUUGAAGCAUCUUCUCUACCUGCCCACCCACCCAGAUCAAAGCGAUUCUGCUCCAGUAAAGGAGUUGUGACACCCCCAACACAGACCACUAUCCUAUCAAGGGCCCAGGAAACUAUCAGUGCUCAUGGAUCCCAAGCCAAGUUAACAUGUGCUGAGCUAGACAGUGCCUCCAACAGACAUUUGUUGAUGAGGUCUGUAGCUACCUUAUGUGCAAUGGCAGGAUUUGAUAUGGCUAGUGAAUCUUCCCUGGAAAUACUAACAGACAUUCUUGACGACUUCAACACUAAGCUUUGUCGUCUUUUGAGAAUAGGCGUGGAUAAUGCUGCACUGAAUGGGAGGACAGGUUUUCCUGAUGCAAUGGAAUAUGCCCUACAUGAGAUUGGUCUUGGUGGAUGUGCGGCUGUUCAUAAGUACUGGGUUCAGGGUGUACAGGACUAUGCUCUGAGGCUUGAUCAGGAGGAUUUGGACAUGAUACAAGAAUACAAGUCUUUGAUUGAUCCAACAACCAGGGCAUUAUCAGCCAGUGCUCAAGAGGGAGGUUCUUCUCAAGGUUACUCGUAAGUUAGCUUGUAGAAAAAGCUGCAUCUAGUUUUUCAGCCUUAAUUUAUUCAUGUUGCCAGGAAAUGCCAGAGGAGUGUUUGCCGUCCAGCUUGACGUACUAGAAAACUAAUAAGUAUACAGGUGAUCAUAUGGUUUUGAGUUCAAUUUGGAAUUAAUUUGUACAAGUGAAUUU
Orbicella faveolata is the source of this 1060-nucleotide messenger RNA. RefSeq names its product STAGA complex 65 subunit gamma-like. Gene Ontology annotation, molecular function: transcription coactivator activity; protein heterodimerization activity. NCBI's taxonomy places the organism in Eukaryota, Metazoa, Cnidaria, Anthozoa, Scleractinia, Merulinidae. Gene Ontology annotation, cellular component: SAGA complex. The record is from RefSeq and is a predicted model, not a curated record.